Adelges cooleyi (spruce gall adelgid) is the source of this 3181-nucleotide messenger RNA. It is a transcript of the gene ome, whose product is annotated as venom dipeptidyl peptidase 4. Lineage: Eukaryota; Metazoa; Arthropoda; Insecta; Hemiptera; Adelgidae. Gene Ontology annotation, biological process: proteolysis. The record is from RefSeq and is a predicted model, not a curated record. The coding region runs from base 469 to 2853 and encodes 794 amino acids. The transcript has 16 exons. Gene Ontology annotation, molecular function: serine-type peptidase activity; dipeptidyl-peptidase activity.
ACUCUCCCGAUCUCGGCGUCCACACCUGCUUACGUUUACCAGCAUUCCGAUUUGUCGUGGUCAACGCUUAGGCAUAAUAUUUCCAAACAAGAAAAAAUAUAAUAUAAUCUUUUUGCAUUGCAGUUGUAUCGAGUUACUGUUUUCGUUUGUCGUCGGUUCGAUGGUGGUCGCCGGGCCGUUUAUGUUCUAUUCACUUCCAACGAGUUUUGUUAGUAAUAACUAAUAUUUAUUCAUUUUUGUUUAGUUUCGUUUUUAUGCAUAACACGAUGAAGUAUGCUUUAAAAAAAACCGCCCAACUGCAGUAGGUUUUUCAGUACUCAGAAGUCGGUCGGGCGCAAAGUGAUGUGCACGGCUCGUUGAUCCUCUCGACCUUGGUGAUGCCAUAAGUGACAACGGCCGGUAGCGGUUUUUCCCAUCGCCUUUAACUCUCCUCACAGCAUUCAUACGAAUCUUUGGUCUUUCGUUCACAUGCAGUCCAGCAGGCUCGACGCUGAGUUCGCAAUGCGUUCGUCUUCGGAUGUGUUUCAGUCGCCCACGACCAUGGAAAAAUGCGUAUGGAAUGUGAAGAACCGGCCUUUAACAUUUUUACUGAUUGUCUUGGCAGUUGCCGCCGUACUCGGUGGGCUAGUCUACUUCACCACCGACAUAUUCAAUAAACCCGAAGCUCAAACCAACAUCGAAACGUUAGAGUUUUUAAAACUAAUGAACGGCGGCUACGAACCGAAUCUUUUCAACGGAACGUGGGUUUCGGAUGCGGAAAUAUUAAUGAAGGACGACGACGGCCAUAUCGUUUUGCUGGAUGUUAGAAACUCAAACAAAACCAUUUUGGCAUCGAACAAUACUCAGAACGUCGCAAAAUGUUUCCAUUACGAAUUGUCGGCGGACAAAGAAUACCUUCUGAUAGCCUAUCACUACCGUAAGGUUUAUAGGCACUCGUUUAUAGCUAACUAUGACUUGAUCAACGUUAAGACCGGAGAACAAGAAACGUUGCUCGCGAAAAGUUCUAAUAAUAUUACUAAGGCCAGAGAUUUGCAGCUGGCAAAAUGGUCACCCGUCGGCCAAGGCCUUGCGCUAGUAGAACAAAAUAACAUAUUCUAUAUAAGUUCAGUUUCCGAUCUGAAAUCGGAAAAACAAAUAUCUUUUACUGGAGGUUUUGAACUAAUCAACGGCAUCCCCGACUGGGUGUAUGAAGAGGAAGUAUUCAGUACGAAUUCGGCAAUGUGGUUUUCAAAAGGAGCUACUAUGUUAGCGUAUGCUUCUUUUAACGACACACAAAUACCAAUAAUGCAAAUACCACUGUACGGUAUACCGGGAUCGCUUAAAUAUCAGUACCCAUCUACGUUUGCCAUUCAUUAUCCAAAGGUCGGUACGCCUAAUCCAAAUGUAGAACUAUUUGUAAACGAUUUACAAUCCGGCUCUUCUGUCGAAAUACGCCCACCGCCGGAUAUACCGCUAGAUUUCAUAUUAAAUACAGUUUUAUGGUCAGACGAUGCCAAUUUGUUUGUAAUAUGGAUGAACCGAAUUCAAAAUGAAGCGCAACUCGUCCAUUAUGUCCUCGACAAGAAUACCGUUAAAAUUCAAUAUGUCAAAAAAUUUGCACAAAUUAAUGGGUGGUUAGACUUCUCGCAAAUACCCUUAGUGGGCAAAAACAACACCCUUGCCAUAAUUUAUCCAGAGAAACAGAUUAACGGCGAGUUUUACAAGCAUGUUACUCUUGUGAAACCCGGUGGACAAUUGAGUCCAUUGACCAGUGGCUUGUUUGUAGUGUCUGAACUUCUAAAAUGGGACAUAAAAUCCGAUUACGUAUAUUUUAUGGCCAAUACGGCAGACAACCCAGAAGAAGAGUACAUGUACAGAGUAUUGGCGUCAGGCAAGGGUCAAAUGGAGUGCAUGACAUGUGACAAAAAAUGCAAAUUCAACGCAGCAGUGAUGAGCGAAGACGGCAACUAUUAUACCCAUACAUGCAGCGGACCUAACGUCCCAGAAGUUCACAUAGUCAAAACGACUGGCGAACAGAUUUUGGAAUGGAACGGAAAUAACGACCUUAAGGAAGAAUUGAAACCCGUGAUCUUGCCGAGGAUUUCCUUUAUUGACGUGCCCAUAAACGAUAACUACACAGCUCGCGUGAAACUCAUACUGCCACCUAUGCUAGAUGAAAACGCGGAUAAAAAAUAUCCAAUGCUCGUCAACACUUAUGCCGGGCCCGGGUCUAAUAUGGCGGUGAACAAAUUCUCUUUGGAUUGGAACAAAUAUUUUUGCACGAGCCAAAACGUUAUCAUAGCUCAAAUCGACGGCCGUGGAUCUGGACGAAAAAGCAAUAAAUAUCUGUUUGCUAACUAUAAAAAAUUGGGUACUUACGAGAUCGAAGAUCAGAUAGCCGUUGCUAAAUCCCUUCAAAGUCGUUUUUCGUUCAUCGAUGCUUCCAAAUCUGCGAUCUGGGGAUGGAGUUAUGGUGGAUAUGCGGCCGGCAUGGCUUUGGCAAAAGAUGAUAAAAACAUUUUCAAAUGCGCACUGUCCGUAGCUCCCGUUACUGAUUGGAUUUAUUACGAUACUAUUUAUACGGAACGAUACAUGGGAUUGAUCACAGAAAACGGACAGGGUUACCGAAACGGUAGUCUAUUGACACAUGUUGAGAAGAUGCGCGAUAAAAAAUACAUGUUGAUACACGGCACUUUCGACGACAACGUACAUUACCAACAGUCAAUGAUGUUAUCGGCCGAACUGGAACACAAAGUGAUAUUAUUUAGACAACAGAGUUAUCCUGACGAAUCACAUGGUCUGUCAAGCGUUCGACCUCAUGUAUACCGGACAAUCGGUUCGUUUUUCAUGGAUUGUUUUAAAGGCAACAUGUGAUCUCAAAACAAUAUCGUUGUCAAUUGUCAUAAUUAUUAUCGUAUACUUAGAAACAUAUAUAGUAGAGUCCAAUAUGUCUAAAAUUUAGACCUUGUGUAUUGACGUGCUCGAGUAUUUAUGUAAUUUUAAUGUAUUAGGUACCCGUUGAAUUAUGUAUACAAUUUGUGAGUUAUUAUUAAUAGUGUUAUCUUUUAAAUGCAUUCCACGCAUAAUAUACGAUUUGUAUGCUUCUAUCUAAUAGUUACCGAUGUUCAAUACUGUAUGAUAUACAUGUUUAGCCAAUUUAAACAUAUUAUUAUGAUAUUAAAACAAAUCAAAUUUGUAUCAA